Molecule: messenger RNA, 327 nt
Organism: Penicillium crustosum
Lineage: Eukaryota; Fungi; Ascomycota; Eurotiomycetes; Eurotiales; Aspergillaceae
Exons: 1
Coding region: 1-327 (108 amino acids)
Source: RefSeq, a predicted model, not a curated record
AUGACGGAGCCAAAUCUUUCUCCCGCUUGUUUUACAAAGUAUAGCGAGCAGACCCAAAGCAACAUAUUCUCACUCCUCCCUCCAGAGAUUCGCUAUGAGAUCUUCGUCUACGCUUUGACAAGUUCUCCGGACACCACACAACCACCUGGACAAGAUGGUUAUUGCACGCGGCCAGGGUAUGAGACCCGCCACCAGACCUACACAGAACUGCUCCGAACUUGCAAAAAAAGUCUACAUGGAAGCAUGGUUUAUGCCCUUCAUCUGUUCGGAGCAUGCAUUCUGGAUGGCGUCCUGGGACCGCACUCCCGAGCGAAUGAUUACAGUUGA